AUGUUUGUCAUUGCAGCGGUCGUAGCUCUUUCCUCACUAUGUUCAGCGUCCUCUGAAUUGACUGUUCUUGACACCCCUCGCGUUCAUGACCUGAAGCAGCCGUUGCAACACGUGGCUUUUGGAUCGUGCAACGAUCAAAGCUUGCCGCAGCCUUUGUGGCCUACCAUUGCAGCGCAUAAGCCCGAUCUCUGGAUCUGGAUGGGCGACAAUAUUUACGCUGAUAUAAAGGAAGUGGGCGAGCCACGUCCGUUGUCCAUUUCACCACGCAAAACGUUCAUAGAGGCUCAACGUGAAGACCUUAUUCGGCGAUACAAAAGUCUUUACAUUAAGCUCAUGGCCAAUAAAGACUACCAGACGUUCGUCAGUCGCACGCCAAUCAUUGGCAUUUGGGACGACCAUGACUAUGGUACUAAUAAUGGUGACAAGCUUUACUCGAACCGAGACGAGAGUCAACAGGUGUUUCUGGAUUUCAUCGGAGAGCCCAAAGAUUCACCUCGUCGCAAGCAAAAGGGUGUCUACACGUCGUACACCAUCGGAUCUGAUGAGCAAACUGUAAAGUUUAUCCUCGUCGACAACCGGUAUCACCGUGACUCAUAUGGCACGAAAAACGGCACCCUUCUCGGAAAAACCCAGUGGGAGUGGCUUGAAAACGAGCUGAUGACAUCCACGGCAGCCUUCAAUGUGAUCGUGUCAGGAGUUCAGAUUCUUCCGGAUGACCGUUAUUCGAUUGCUGAGUGCUGGGGCCGCUUCCCGAAUGAACGCGAGCGGUUGCUGAAGUUGAUUCUGGCCUCGAACGCAAAAGGCGUAAUUCUGCUUAGUGGCGAUGUGCACUGCUCUGAGAUUAACCAAGUUGUGUGUUCCAACGGAGUGAACAAAAUCACGGAAAUCACUAGCUCCGGACUGACCCACAGCUGGAUGGAAUUCCGCUUGCCAUCGAUGAAGCAUAUCAUGGCCUUGUUGUUUACUUUUGCCAACUUUGUGCUGCCGUGGGAGUUUCGUCCGACGCAAAACUCGUUUUAUGGCCAUCUUAACUGGGGCUCUAUCGAUUUCGAUUGGCAGCACAAGCCACACCCUAUCGCAACGGUGAAAACCCGUGGUGCAGAUGAUCAAGUAAAGCUCCAGUACAGUUUCGAGUCGACGCCCUUCUACUCAAGCUCCCCCGAGCAAGAUGCCAGCGAGUGCCAAGCCCCGCGCUUGAUUCCGAACUGGCAACACUUUGUUUGGAACGGUCUCUUCGUCGGCGUGGUCGGUGCUUUCCUGCUUUGCAUCCCAUUGAACGUGUUUGUUCUUCUCUGGCUUGUAUGGUCAUUCGCUAAAAAGACCUACGCGAUGGCUUUCCAUGGUGUAUCAAAGAAACAAAUCGACAGCAAGAAGAAGGUGUAA
Messenger RNA from Peronospora farinosa, 1383 nucleotides. NCBI's taxonomy places the organism in Eukaryota, Oomycota, Peronosporomycetes, Peronosporales, Peronosporaceae. The record is from the annotation of a GenBank genome assembly.